This is a messenger RNA of Megalops cyprinoides (Indo-Pacific tarpon), 5585 nucleotides long. RefSeq names its product cortactin-binding protein 2-like. Gene Ontology annotation, molecular function: protein binding. Bases 87 to 4742 code for a protein of 1551 amino acids. Gene Ontology annotation, cellular component: glutamatergic synapse. The transcript is spliced from 24 exons. Lineage: Eukaryota; Metazoa; Chordata; Actinopteri; Elopiformes; Megalopidae. Gene Ontology annotation, biological process: regulation of synapse organization. The record is from RefSeq and is a predicted model, not a curated record.
CAUCUGGACGAUGUCUAUUUGACCACAGCUGGCAAACCUCACCUCACAGCAUUAGCGAAAUAAAGAAAGACCGCUACAGUAAGAAGAUGGCGACGGAGGGAGCGGGCGGGGAUCAGCCUCCCCCGGUUCAAACGCUGGCAACGGCGGUGCGCGGAAGCAUCGAAGUGAAAUGUGAGUUUAACAUGGACAACCUGAGCAAGCCAGAGCUCCUGACUCUGCUCAGCAUCAUGGAAGGGGAGCUGGAGGCACGUGACCUGGUCAUCGAGGCUCUGAGGGCCCGCAGGAAAGAGGUGUUCAUCCAGGAGCGCUACGGCCACUUCAGCCUGGCCGACCCCUUCCUGGCCCUGCAGCGCGACUUUGAGUCCGGGGGAGGGGACAAGGACCGGCGCCCCGUGUGCGCCAGCCCCAUCUCCGUCCUGGAGGCCGUCAUGGCCCACUGUAAGAAGAUGCAGGAGAGGAUGUCCGCCCAGCUGGCCGCAGCCGAGAGCAGGCAGAAGAAGCUGGAGCAGGAGAAGGCGCAGCUGCAGAGUCUGCAGCAGGAGCACAGGAAGCUGUCUGCGCAGCUGAAGGACGAGCGGGAGAAGAACAAGCACAUGGUGGGCAUGCUGAUGCGGGAGUGCAAGCAGCUGGCGGCGCGCGUGGUGGAGGAGAGCCAGCGCUUCGAGGAGCUGUCCUCCCGCCUGGAGGAGGAGGGCAAGGCCUCGGGUCGGCUGGAGGAGGAGCUGGCGGCCGAGCGGCAGAAGGGUCAGCAGAUGGAGGCAGAGAUGGAGAAGCAGCUGUCGGAGCUGGACACGGAGCGGGAGCAGCUGCGGGCGCGGCUGGGCCGGGAGGAGGCGCGGGCGGCCGAGCUGCGGGCGGAGAGCGAGGGGCUGAGGAGGCAGGUGGAGGAGCUCAGGACUGACCGGGAGGCCUCGACCGCCACCGCCGCCGCGCCCAAAGCCUCCGUCUCCGUCGCCGUGGGCACGGACCCCGUCACCUACCGGGCGGCGCACUGCCAAACAGACCUGCCGCCGGCGGAGCCGGGCGCGGACGGACUGAAGAAGGCGCCCGUCACCAUCCCCGUCAAACCCUCCCCCGCCAACUACGCCGGGAUGAGCCUGCCCAAGUCGGCGGCGCGGGCCGUCCCCGUGUCCGAGAACGGGCCAGCGGGGGGCGACGGUGCGCAGAGUAUACCGCACUCCCCCGGAGCCGCCCUGCCUGCCGGCGUCAGCCCCCGCGUCCAGGCGGCCCGCUACAAGUUCCAGGCCUCGGAGCAGGACCAAAACGGCACGGCCGCCCUCAGCCCCCCGUCCCGCGACCUGUCCCCCACCAACCGGGACAGCUUCGCUGCCAAGCAGCAGGCCCGCCACACGGUCACCCAGGUCCUGUCGCGCUUCACCAGCCCGCCCGCGGGGGGCGCCCUCCGCCCCAGCCUGCCCCACUCCGCCUCGGAGGGCGGGCCCUUCGCCGGCCGGCUGGGCCACCCCCAGGUCGGCCUCAAGUCGCCCACGGCGGGCCGCAUCGACCGGGGCAACCCGCCGCCUAUCCCGCCCAAAAAGCCGGGCCUCUCGCAGACCCCCUCCCCGCCCCACCCCCCCAUCAAAGUGGUGGGCGACGGCGGCAGGUCCCCCGCCGCCGGCCUGGGGGUGCCGCCCAAGCCCGCCACGCCCCAGCUCCCGCCAAAACCCGCCAUCGACCUGGCGGGCCGGGGGGCCGGCUGCCCCGUCCCAGCCUUGACCACAUCUCAGGUGGGUGCCCGCCCCCCCCAGGCGCGGGGGCCGCACCGGGCCGCAUGUGCAGAUUGUCCCCCUGUCACCAGCGCUGUUGUCAGUAGCUCCUCCGUUCACCCCGUUAGCGCUUCAUCCUGUAGACCCUGUGACUCAGACAGCCCCCUGGCAGCAGCCUCAGGCUGGUGUCCCUCCAUAGUCCCCUCGCUAACCUGCGGUGGCCCCGUUCCCCUGGCCGACGGGCACACCCUACUCCUCCAAGCUGCUACCCAGGGAAACGUCACUUUACUGUCAAUGCUGCUUAACCCAGAUCCAAUGGAUAUUUGUCGCCCCGAUGAGGACGGACAAGCUGCCUUGAAUUCUGCUGCUGAAAACGGACACACAGACUGCGUGAAGCUGCUGCUGGCUGCAGGGGUGCCUGCUGAGGUUCCUGAUAAAAAGGGGUUCACUCCUUUACACACAGCCGCCGCCCAGGGCCACUCCAGGUGUGUUGAGGUGCUGGCGGGCGUGGCUACAGAUGUAGACCGUGUUGCGGCGGGCGGGCAGACGGCGCUCUUUCUAGGGAGCGGCAGCGGGAGUCCGGAUUGUGUGAGAGCCCUGCUGGACGCUGGAGCAGACCGUGUGCUGGUCACCACUGACGGCUGGACGACGCUGCACGCCGCAGCGAGUUCGGGUCAGGUGGCCAGCCUGGAGCUCCUCCUGUACCACCCUUCCCCCACUGCCGGCCCGCCGGAGGGCCACGCCGACCCUGACUUCCGCCCCGCUGAGACCACUGGCCCCCCGAACAAGAGACCCGUCCUGCCCGCCGCCCUCCUCAACCACACCAACCGGGAUGGCUGGACGGCCGCCCACAUUGCUGCGUCCAAGGGCUUCAAGAACUGCCUGGAGGUGCUGUGUGGCUACGGCGAGCUGGACAUUGAGAAAAGGGACAAGUGCAAGCGGACCAUCCACGACGUGGCCACCGACGACUGCAAGGACCUGCUGGAGAACCUGAACUCGUACCGCGUUCUGAUCCGGAUCCAGAGGGGCUCGGAGGAGCAGAUCUGCACGGUGGACAUGCUGGAGGGCGGCCCCACCGUCGGCGCCGUCACCGUCCACAAGCGCACAGGCUGGGAGGAGCUGUCCCAGAGCCUGAGCCACGCCCUCUCCGCACACUUCCACCUGCUAAGCGCCGCCGGGGACGACAGCCAAGGGGCCGCCCUGGGACUCAGCACCGACAGCCUCUCCUCUGUCGUCAUCGGUGAUGUGGCGUGGCACCCAGGUCAGGCUCUCUCCCUGUCCCCGUGGGACCUGAUCAGAAAGCGUCACUGUCAGCACCUCACCGUCAGACUGAAAGGCUUGUGGGAGUCUUCUCUGGAAGAGCUGGCGUACGACUCCCUGAUCCCCCUUCAGCUGCUGCAGAACUACGUCCGACUGGUGGAACAGUAUCGUAAUGUUGUCUUCCACGGGCUGGAGGGAAGCUGCCAGGAGUACAUAGCCAGUCAGAUCUCCCACUGCAUAAAGCACAAGCAGGAGGCGAUGGGAGUGGGCUGCGACAUCGUCAGAGUGGAGGUGGAUGAGAACCUGACCAAAGAACAGCUGGUGGAGGUUUUCAUCAACUGCGGCUUUCUGGUCCCAGUGAAGGAGGCUGUGGCUGGUGUUUGUGUGGUGGUGUUGCUGGAAGGUCUGGAGAGAGCCCGCUCCCUGUCCGAGCUGCUGGGAGACCUGUGCGAGGGCCUGGAGAACCGGGGCUCCGCCUACCCGCUCCCCCUGCUCCACGUUCAAGAAGGCUGCGGCCCACACCACUUCAAGGAGGACGGCUUUCUGAUUGGCACUCUCUCCAAGUCCCGCCUACACGGGGCGGAGCUCCUGCUGCAGCAGCACUUCCGCUGGGUCCAGCUGCGCUGGGACUCGGAGCCGCUGACCAACCUGCUGACCCGACACCUGAGCAGGAAGUUGGUCCACAAGAUGAGGGGCCAGCUUCCGCCCGCGUCUGACAUGCUGUGUCGCUCCGUGGCCUGGGUCUGUGCAGUGUGGCGCCAGCUGAACUCCUGCCUGUCCCGCCUGGGGACCCCUGAAGCCCUCAUAGGGCCACAGAUGUUCUUCUCCUGCCCUGUGGUCCCAGAUCAAGCCCAGGCCAUCUUCAAGUGGCUGUCCAGGCUGUGGAACAUGGUGGUGGUCCCCCGUGUGGAGGAAGCAAUCGUCUCCAGGGUAACGUUAAAAAGGUCUUCAGCCCAGCGACUGUCACCCAGCAACAAGAACCUGAGCCCAGGCCAGCAGGCAGUGGUCAAGGCUGCCCUCAGCAUCCUGGUCAACAAGGCCAUCCUCCAGGGCUGCCCUCUGCCCCGGCCAGAGAUAGACAAGCACCUAUCGGAGUUCCAGGGCGGCAGCUUCCCGCUGUCGGCGCUCGGCUCCUACAAGGGCGGAGCUCGGAAGGGCCGGGAGGGAGCCGCCUGGAGGAGAGCCAGCACCAGCCCACGCAAGAAGGGCAGCCCUGCCACCGCCUGGAGCUCCAGCGGCACGCUGCGCGAGGGUUCACGUUCCAGCACUGACCUGUGCUUUGGCAGAAUUGACUCCAGCUCUCAGAGGGGUGUGGACAGGGAGCCGGUGCGGUUCUCUCUUUGCUCCGAUGAUGAAACAGACCUGAUGCAGGAGUUGCAGACCAUGUGCUCCAGCCGGUCUGAGCCGGACAUCAGCAAGAUCGCUCACUCCCAGGAGGAUCUGAUCGUGUUCCCGGCCUCUCCUGGUGGACCAGCGCCCCCCAAGACCGAUACUGCAGACACCGCCCCGCCACAAACUCAGACGACUGGCAGGCGUCAGUCCAACAGCCACGCCCCCGGGACACCCAGCAGCGAAAGGAGGACAACCCGACCCAAGUCCCAACUCCCAGUCCCCAGCAGCAAGAGCCUCCAGCAAGCCCACAGCGCCCCGCGGGCCAGCAGCAGCACCAGAACCAGCAGCAGAACAAGGCAGGUACCGCCCAUCAACAAUAACAACAACCAAUCACAAGAGGAGAUCUGGAUCCUGAACAGAGACUUGCAUGAAAACAACAACUAGACCUUUCCCCUCAUUUUUGUUAGUUUCUCUCCACGUUGUAAAAUUAGGAUUAUGACAGCUUUUGUAUUUGUACCUGUUAACCGUACUUGUUGCAAUGUAUAACAUUGUGUACAUGGGGACCAUAGUUUUAUUAUAUUAUUAAGUAUUGAAAUUUCCAGAAAUGAGUGGGGAAAAAUUAAGCAGUUUAACCAGCUUUUGCCUUUUGGCUGAAAGAUUUUUGGAUCAAAGCAAGAACAGGCAAUUUUUUUGGCUAUUGAAUAUUUUAGACUAUAAAAGUGUUCUAUGUUUAAAUAGUUGCAAGGUUGUUUUAAAUACUGUUGAAAUCAAUCAGGGUUUUACCAAAUAUGUGUAAAUAAGAAUUAGGAACUUAUAUGGUAUAUAGAUGGACAGUAGUGGUAUUACACUUGUACAGUAAAGACCUAAAGACUUUAAAAAAAAAAAAAUUGUAUAUAUGUUUGUAACAUGAGAAUUGGGUUGCUAAUUGUUCACUUGUAUCAAAGUGAAUGGAUUGUGGCAAUAAGUACCGUAAUUGCAAACACAGGACAUUUCCUUUCGACUGUAAGCCAUAAUGAACAUUCUCCUUACCUGUAUCUACCUGAGGAACGGCUCGCCGGGACUCAGUGACCCCCCCGCAUUUAGCCCCAUACAAAAUGAAAAGCAGCGCAUCUUCUUUAAGUUUUCAUUGAAAACAGUGUUACGUUUACCACUUUACAUUUGAACUGUUCAUAUGUACAGAAAGUUUUACUGACCUCUGUCGUGUUUCAGUGUUAAAUAUCUAUGAGGGUUAAAGAAAUGUCCUGCUUUCAGCAAGCACAACCAUUAAAUCUGCACUGUUAUUCCCAA